AUGAAGACAAAUAUCACGUACUCUCUCAUCAAGACAGGAGUCCUCUUAGCUUUUGUUUCUAUGUUCCCUUGCAAAUGGAUGAUCCCUGCAGCAAUAUUUGUUACUCUCAUUUAUUAGUAUGUCAUAGCAAUUAUAUUUGGCAUGAGGGUCAUGCCCAGUAUGGACGUUGCAUGUUUUUACACCAUUGACAAAGCAACCGUAAACUUUAUGUCCUGUACAUUAAUUGAAGGCUAUGAGGUCUCUAAGAUGAGAGCUACUUUCCUAAAACAUAUGAAGCUUAAGUAUAAAUUUAGAUCAGGCAUUUAUGAGCUUAUGAAUGAUUAUUAUUGGAAGGAGACAAACCCAGAUGAGACAAUAGAUGUUUGUGUAGUAAAAAUACCAAAGGAAUGCAAAACUUAAAAAGACUUAGAAGAAUUUUGUUAAAACGAGAUCAACAUACCUUUACCAUUCAACAAGCCCUAAUGGAGAUUAUAUUACCAAGAAAAAUAUUAGGAAAAAUAUACGUUAAUCAUUUGGAAAUAGCAUCAUUCAUUAUGCGAUGGAGUAUCUUGCAUUAGUCAUCAUUUAACUCAUGGCGGUAGUGACUUAUUAGACAUAAGUUCCCUCGUACCUAUAAAGCAUAUAUCAUUUAUGGAGAAAUUUUUAUUAAGAGUUUCAGUCCCAUUCUAAUUGAUUAAAUUUCUAGUUAAGAUGGCAAGUCUCAAAUAGGAUAAGCAUCUUUUGCAUGAUGGAAAAAGAUAGCUUUCAGGCAAAAAAUUAUGCGGUACUUCUAGUGAUUUGAGUUUCCAUGAUAUAAGAGCCGCAUCUAAAAAGCAAAAAUGCACUAUAAACGAUUUAGUUACCGCAUGCAUGGCCACUGCAAUGAAGUAAUAUUUGAUAAUGAAUGGAGAUAAGACAACUGAUAAGAUCAAUAUUGUUAUUCCAGCAAAUAUUAGGUUUGGUCACUAUAAAACAAUUAAAGAAUUGAAAUUUGAAAACAAAUUUGCUCCAGUCCCAUUAGUCAUACCUUUAGAUAGUGACAUCACCAAAUCUAUACCAAAAGUAAUUAAAGUUACAUCAUCUCUGAGAAAUUCCUUUGCUGAGAUCUAUGCUACCUAUGCAAUGUCAUUCUAUACAAGUAUGUUAGUUCCUUACUUUAUAUCUGACUGGUUCAUUGGUUAAUCAACAAAGCCUUAUACAAUGGCUUUUUCAAACACUCCAGGACUAUUAAAGCCUCUUGUAUCAGAUGGUAAGAAAUCCAUCAUGAUGUUCACUUACAUAAUUCCCUCUGGCUAUACUGGAAUGGCCUUAGGAGCAAUAUCAUAUGUUGACUUCUUUAAAAUCACUUUGACAGUUGAUGAUGCAAUCAUGAAGGAUCCAUAAGUCCUAAUAAACCUCUUAGAGGAAAAUAUCAAGAAAUGCUAUGAUACUGAGACGAAAAAUGGCAAUGAUUCUAAUAAUUCUUCCCCUAGUAAAAAUGAAGAUUGA
Stylonychia lemnae is the source of this 1467-nucleotide messenger RNA. Lineage: Eukaryota; Ciliophora; Spirotrichea; Sporadotrichida; Oxytrichidae. The record is from the annotation of a GenBank genome assembly.